Molecule: messenger RNA, 834 nt
Organism: Salvia hispanica
Lineage: Eukaryota; Viridiplantae; Streptophyta; Magnoliopsida; Lamiales; Lamiaceae
Gene: NDHN
Product: NADH dehydrogenase-like complex N
Cellular component (GO): membrane
Molecular function (GO): oxidoreductase activity, acting on NAD(P)H, quinone or similar compound as acceptor
Source: RefSeq, a predicted model, not a curated record
UUUCAGGACCAGCAGAAUCUUCGUAAUACUUCACCUUUCAUCUCUUGCUCCUCCACUCACACACAUAGCAAUCAAUAAAUAAAAAUGGCAACUGCGGCUGCAACUGCAGCAUGCUCACUUCAUCAAAGAGCAAUAGCACCGCCAAUCCACCUCCUCCCACAGCACCACAGCACAAGGCCGGCGACGCUCACCAGAAAAGCGGCGAGAAUUACAACGAAAUGCAACCGUAGUUUGGGAGACUUCAUCGGAGGAGACCUGCUGAAACUGGACCUGGGGCAGUGGCUGGCCGACGUGGAGGAGCACAAGGCCUUAGCCAUCUACUCCCCGCACGAGGGAGGCUACGAGGGCCGCUACCUCAUCCGCCUCGCCCACCAAGGCUACCAUUUCCUCGACCUCUCCGCCCGCGGCCUCGGUGACCCCGAGACCACCCUCACCAAGUUCCACCCCGUCUGCCCACCUCAUAUUGGGAAGCAGCCGAUAGCGCGGUGGUACUUCCCUCCGGAGGUUGAUUACAGGCUAUCUUUGCUUCCCCCGGAUGCAAAGGGGCUCGUAGUAUGGAUCAUCGAAGCUAAGGUGCUGUCCAAGGCAGAGCUGCAGUUUCUGGCCCUGCUUCCGACACUGCGGCCUCGAGUCAGGGUGCUCGCUGAAUGCGGCAACUGGAGAAAAUUUGUGUGGACGCCGUUGAAGGAUAUCGCGGGAUUACCUGCUACAGGGGACAAGGUUUCUUCUACUCAGUGACAAAUUUUGACUGCCAUGUUGUAAACAAAAACAGAGGGUAUAUAUAAUUCAUGCAAGGAUGAAACUCAAUGUUAAUACGUUUACAUAUUCAUUUUA